AUGUUCAAAGCGCGACCAAGCAACAGUCGUGCCCCCAUACUAAUCACAAAAUUUCACACCGCUUAACAAUAUGGCUGCUAGGAAUUUAACCAAAGCUUGUAUUGCUUUAAUUUUCAAUAAAGUUCACUGUUCUUCAAACGGAGGUAGGGAUAAUGGGUUUGGGAACAACUAUGUAUGGGCUGGAUCACUGGAAUCGGGAAUGCAAAUCGCAGUCAACCAUAAAAAGCCUGUAAUGGUCAUAAUUCAUAAAUCUUGGUGUUCCGCAUGCAAGAAUCUCAAGCCAAAGUUCGCUAAUUCGAGCGAGAUUCAGUCGCUGAGUCAACAUUUCGUGAUGGUGAAUCUGCUCGAUGAAGAAGAACCAAAGAACAAUAAAUUCGCCCCUGAUGGAACUUAUAUUCCGAGAAUACUCUUCAUAUCGCCGAAGGGUGCCAUCGACCAUGACAUUUACAAUGAGGAGGGGAGCAGCCAGCACAAAUACUUCUACAGUAGGCCGGAACAAAUUGCGAAAGCGAUGAGGAAGGUGAUCGACAAAUACAAGAACGAGCAAUUCGAUGUAUGACGAUGUUUAUGACCACGCGAAAUUUUAAAUAAUGCGACAGGCGUCUUUCGGAAGAACUAUUUACAUCCGAAAAGACGAUAUUUUUUGAAGCUAUACUAAUAAAAUCUGUAUGCCACUA
This is a messenger RNA of Pararge aegeria (speckled wood butterfly), 677 nucleotides long. RefSeq names its product thioredoxin domain-containing protein 12-like. Bases 71 to 559 code for a protein of 162 amino acids. Gene Ontology annotation, cellular component: endoplasmic reticulum. NCBI's taxonomy places the organism in Eukaryota, Metazoa, Arthropoda, Insecta, Lepidoptera, Nymphalidae. The record is from RefSeq and is a predicted model, not a curated record. The transcript has 3 exons.